CCCUUCUUCAAGGACCACCAUGACCGAUCCCAAGUUGCUCAAACGAGAUGACUUCCCCUACUUCUUAUCCUACCGGACGCGCUGGAGCGACAACGAUCAAUACUCACACAUGAAUAACACGAUCUUCUACCACCUUGUCGACUCGAUUGUCAACACGUAUCUCAUCGAAAGUUGUGGUCAGAUCCCUCAAACUUCACCUUCGAUAGGUUUUGUCGUUUCCUCUUGGAGCCAGUUUUUCGCCCCAGUUUCAUUUCCGGAUUUGCUUGAUAUAGGUCUGAGAGUGACGAAGUUAGGAAAUUCAUCGGUGUCAUAUGAAGUUGGCCUGUUCAAAUCAGGAGAAGAUGCCCCGUCGGUUGUUGGUGGUUUUACGCAUGUUUUCGUAGAACGAGAGAAGAGGAAAAGCGUGUCAAUUGGGGAACGGGUUAGAGCGGGGUUGAAAAACUUGUUGGUAGAUGCUUCCAGGAGGGAUCAGGAGCCCGUUAAGCUGUGAACAAGGGUGUAGUGCGUGCAUGGUCGUUGUGGUCACCAGUGUUUUCUGGGAAUCACUCUGAAUGACAUCAAAUAUCAGUUAUCGAAAGAUACCCGUGUGU
Messenger RNA from Marasmius oreades (fairy-ring Marasmius), 590 nucleotides. RefSeq lists its product as uncharacterized. Lineage: Eukaryota; Fungi; Basidiomycota; Agaricomycetes; Agaricales; Marasmiaceae. Gene Ontology annotation, molecular function: fatty acyl-CoA hydrolase activity. The transcript has 3 exons. Bases 20 to 490 code for a protein of 156 amino acids. The record is from RefSeq and is a predicted model, not a curated record. Gene Ontology annotation, cellular component: mitochondrion.